Messenger RNA from Symphalangus syndactylus (siamang), 5191 nucleotides. It is a transcript of the gene SLC35F5, whose product is annotated as solute carrier family 35 member F5. The record is from RefSeq and is a predicted model, not a curated record. Lineage: Eukaryota; Metazoa; Chordata; Mammalia; Primates; Hylobatidae. Gene Ontology annotation, cellular component: membrane.
GCGGGGCCGGGGCCAGCGCAGAACUCCGGGCCUCCGCGGCCAUCGCUGACUGUGCCGUCCCCUCCCCGCACCCGCUCCACGCCCUCCUGGGCCGAGUGGAGUUGGGUGGUGUCAGGAGCCUCUCCCUGAGGGGCACCGCGGCUUCAGGAGCUGGGCCUCCAGUGCGGCGCGAUGUCAGGCGCGGUGACAGCUCUGUGAGUCCGAGGCCGCGGCCGUGGCGCUGGGCGGCUGCGGGGCCUGACCGGUCCGCUCAUGGUGCCGCCACGACGCCAUCGCGGGGCAGGAAGGCCAGAGGUGGGUGGAGGAGCGUGGAGAAUCCUUUUCUUUUACCACUUGAAGAGAUUGGAAAGGUGCCUUCAAAACCCACAACAAAUCACUUACUCUCCGAUAACCAAAUUCCACUCCAGGAGAUCAGUGACAGAAAAGACACUUUUAGAAACUGUCUAGACGCUGUCCCCGGGGGCGGAUUCCUCUGGAUGGAGAGGGGUGCUGAGUUCUUCACCUCCUUUUAGACUGAGAUCUGCCAAGUUUUCCGGCAUUGCGCUUGAGGAUCUCAGAAGGGCUCUUAAGACAAGGCUGCAAAUGGUGUGUGUAUUUAUCAUGAACCGAAUGAAUUCCCAGAACAGUGGUUUCACUCAGCGCAGGCGAAUGGCUCUUGGGAUUGUUAUUCUUCUGCUUGUUGAUGUGAUAUGGGUUGCUUCCUCCGAACUUACUUCGUAUGUUUUUACCCAGUACAACAAACCAUUCUUCAGCACCUUUGCAAAAACAUCUAUGUUUGUUUUGUACCUUUUGGGCUUUAUUAUUUGGAAGCCAUGGAGACAACAGUGUACAAGAGGACUUUGCGGAAAGCAUGCUGCUUUUUUUGCAGAUGCUGAAGGUUACUUUGCUGCUUGCACAACAGAUACAACUAUGAAUAGUUCUUUGAGUGAACCUCUGUAUGUUCCUGUGAAAUUCCAUGAUCUUCCAAGUGAAAAACCUGAGAGCACAAACAUUGAUACUGAAAAAACCCCCAAAAAGUCUCGUGUGAGGUUCAGUAAUAUCAUGGAGAUUCGACAGCUUCCCUCAAGCCAUGCAUUGGAAGCAAAGUUGUCUCGCAUGUCAUAUCCUGUGAAAGAACAAGAAUCCAUACUGAAAACUGUGGGGAAACUUACUGCAACUCAAGUAGCAAAAAUUAGCUUUUUUUUUUGCUUUGUGUGGUUUUUGGCAAAUUUGUCAUAUCAAGAAGCACUUUCAGACACACAAGUUGCUAUAGUUAAUAUUUUAUCUUCAACUUCUGGACUUUUUACCUUAAUCCUUGCUGCAGUAUUUCCAAGUAACAGUGGAGAUAGAUUUACCCUUUCUAAACUAUUAGCUGUAAUUUUAAGCAUUGGAGGUGUUGUACUGGUAAACCUGUCAGGGUCUGAAAAAUCUGCUGGAAGAGAUACAAUAGGUUCCAUUUGGUCUCUUGCUGGAGCCAUGCUUUAUGCUGUCUAUAUUGUUAUGAUUAAGAGAAAAGUAGAUAGAGAAGACAAGUUGGAUAUUCCAAUGUUCUUUGGUUUUGUAGGUUUGUUUAAUCUGCUGCUCUUAUGGCCAGGUUUCUUUUUACUUCAUUAUACUGGAUUUGAGGACUUCGAGUUUCCCAAUAAAGUAGUAUUAAUGUGCAUUAUCAUUAAUGGCCUUAUUGGAACAGUACUCUCAGAGUUCCUGUGGUUGUGGGGCUGCUUUCUUACCUCAUCAUUGAUAGGCACACUUGCACUAAGCCUUACAAUACCUCUGUCCAUAAUAGCUGACAUGUGUAUGCAAAAGGUGCAGUUUUCUUGGUUAUUUUUUGCAGGAGCUAUCCCUGUAUUUUUUUCAUUUUUUAUUGUAACUCUCCUAUGCCAUUAUAAUAAUUGGGAUCCUGUGAUGGUGGGAAUCAGAAGAAUAUUUGCUUUUAUAUGCAGAAAACAUCGAAUUCAGAGAGUUCCAGAAGACAGCGAACAGUGUGAGAGUCUCAUUUCUAUGCACAGUGUUUCUCAGGAGGAUGGAGCUAGUUAGCUGUUGUCUGUAGCCCAGGUUUGUAUGUGAGCUGGGUUUAGUAUUGAAUAAGGUUCUUAUUUAUGUAAUAUUCAAACAAAGGAUUGAUUUUUUAUCAUUAGUUGUUUGAGAGGCAAUACAGCCUUAAAGGCUAAAGGGGCUAAAGCCUGGACUCCAAUUCUGUCUUCUCCACAUACUAGUUGUGUGGCCCUAUGCAAGGUUGUGUGGCCCUAUGCAAGGUUCUUAAUCUCUUGAUGCUCCGGCUUUCUUAUUUGUGAAAUGGGAUUACAAUAGAACCUCUCUUAUGAGGGUGUUAAAAUAGUAAAUACUUGGUAAAUAUGAAGUAUGUACAAUAGUGCCUCACUCAAAUGAUCAGGAAGUUUUAACUCUUAUUUUUAUUCAUGCUAAGGGUCAUUUUAAUAAUAUGCUUUAGAAAAAUAUUUUUUCUCUGAUGAUAAAAGAAAAAUGUAAUAUUCUGGUGUACAGUAUACUGGUUGAAAAAUACUAGUCUUUAUGUGUGUUUUACAUAACUGGCACAGUGUAUAUUCUCAUUCACUGACAUUGCUUUGUCAUUUAACAAUGCUUCUGGAAUAUUUUUCAAUUUUUUACAUUUUAAGAAAUAGUGUCUUUUAUAUGUCUUCGAUGAUAGAGUACAUGACAUUUAAUAUUUUGCUGAAUGAAUGCUUGAAUUAAAUGCAACAUACAGAUUUUGCAGGUACAAAAGUGAUUAUUUAUUUAGAAUGAAAGAUCACAAUAAAUGACGAGAAUUCUGAAGGCCCAGGCCCCUUUUUCUGAGACAUCUUUAGGCAAUUUAUAUUGAAAUGUUUCUUGAUUGCUACUGAGUUUUACCUCCCUAUCUAGAACAUUGUACAACUCCUGUCAAUUGUUAACACUUAUAUUGGCCUUGAAGAUUAAGUUUCAUUAUCCUCAUGGUAAACUUGCUUCUAACCUACGGCUAAUGGUCCUGGUUUUCUGGUUUUCUUUAGUGUGCUGUUUUUCAAUCUAGUUUAUACCUGCACAUGGUUUGAGCCCUAGUUCUCCAAGACUUUUUGUACAAGGCAGCUACCCCUGCCCUUCCCUGCCCUGCUCAUCCUGCUUUCAUUCUCUUCCCACUCUGAGGAAAUUAAACUCUUAGCUGAUUCUUCUGGUAUUUUCCUUCUUGUCUCCCUAAGUAUCAUGUUUAUGACUUGUGUUUCGUGAGUUCUCGGUUUUAGGCAUCUUCAGCUGACUUUUCCACUAAGAUCAAUGAGGACAGAUUAUUUUCAGGUUUACUCCUCCUCUGCACCCACCUCGCAUGCCUCCUAUCUCCAUAUCAGUUCUGCCUCAUCAUCCCUGUAUAGUUAUUGCAUAAUUUUGGAUAGAUCUGUAGUCAGUGUUUAUAUUGUUGUCACUAAAAAAUUGUUACUUAUAACUGAGCUAUAUAGGAUUCGUCCUGGUAUUUCCCUUAUCCAGAGAUUCUCUGUUACUACCCUUUUUGGAGAGUAAACCUUAAAGUCUUCUCCUGGGAUAGAGAAAAGGCACUUGGCCAACUGUGAAAAGUAAGAGAGGGCAUCUGAGUGUCUGUCUGCGUUUUCUGUAGCCAUUAUACCAGUCUUCUUGUUUUUAGUUGUUUCUUUAUCCCUCCUUACAGAGAUAUCUGGUCCUAUUUUUCCAUUGCUAACCAAGAGUUGGCUGUUAUUUUCUCAUCUCUCUACUUUUCUUUUUGUCCAUGUGGUUUAUUCCUUUUAAGAAAAUAAUUCCAGGCUGGGCACAGUGACUCCUGCCUGUAAUCCUAGCAUUUUGGGAGGCCGAGGAGGGAGGAUCACUUGAGCUCAGGAGUUUGAGACUAGCCUGGGCAACAUAGUGAGACCUUAUUUCUAUUAAAAAAAAUAUUUUUUUUAUUUUUUACCCUUUAUUUUCUUUUUAGUGAGGUUUUGGAGAACAAGUGGAACUAAAUAUAUGUUUAUGUGCCAUCUUUAAAUUUAAAAAAAACCAUAAACACAAUUACAGUAAGUCCUCACUUAACAUCAUCAAUAGGUUCUUAUAAACUGUGACUUUAAGCAGAAUUACAACAAAACUAUUUUUUUUGCAUCAACAUUAUAACAUAACAACACUGAAAAAACAAUGUUAUUCAGGGACCUAAAGUCAGUUUCCUAGAACCUAUGACAUUAAGUGAGGACUUCGUAUUCUUGAAAGCUUUUUAAUGCUGUAAUUUUUGCAUUAUUUUUCUUGGGUAUGCUGUGCAUUGUUCUCAUACUCACACUUAAACCCACCCAUAUCCAGCAAGGUUUCAGUAUUUUUAGAAGUGAGAGCUGGGUAAAGAAGAAAGAGUGAAGACUAAAGAAGAUGGAUUGCAAUAGAGUGGAAUAGACUGGGCAGGUGUCUUUGUCUUUGCAGGAGUAAUGGUGGAAUAUACCAGGGGUACAACUAACUGCUAAUACACAAUCUCUAGUGUUGAUGUCAGCUUUUGACAUUGCUAUAGAAGUCACAUUCGUAAGUUCUUAGUACUCCAAAUUUGAGUAUCCAGUUAUUAAGUAUGUAUACAGUGAAAAUAGGUAUUUCAAUUUUAAGAUAAUUUGCUUUUUAAAAUGUAAACUAUAGAAAAGUAAAACUAUGAAAUUAUAAUCUAAUCACAUUUCUGUGGUUUUUGUUUUUAGCUUGAUAUUGGAACUAUACAGCGAACAGACAAUCUCUGGCAAGUUUUUGUAGAAAAAAUGUCUCAGUGCCUAGUCUGAAAUAUAACAGUUUCAGUUCUUUGAAACUCUAAAAUAUAUUUUUCUCAUACCUGUUUUCUUCAUUUUCAUAAUGAAGCACUUUGCUAUGUAGCUGUGUACAUAUCACUACAGUUAUAGGAAGUUCCAGUCUACAGUCCAUCCAAAGGACCAACCUGCCUUACACAUCUCAAGGAAUUCAGCUGUUGAAAUCAUUUGAACUAAUCAAGGAAUAAAUCCUUAUGUUCUGGGACUUUAUUUUCACAUACUUGUUAAAUGCUGGAAUAUAUUAUGAAAAUGUUUUCAAGAAAUCACUUAAGUGUUCAUAGACCAGUGUUUCUGACAGGUAAAAUGCUAAAAUAAGCUCCCUGUAAUAAGUGUGGAUUAUAUUUUUGGGUUUUGUAGAAUAUUGCAAAUUGACCACACAAAAAAUGUUUAAUUUAUGCAACAAACAUGUUUGUGCAAAUUUCGUGGGACUUUAAAAAUAAUAAAUAUUUGAGAAAAUA